AUGGAAGAAGUGUAUUUUAAUUAUCCUGAUAUUAUGGGUGAUGUUUUCGCUGGAGUUGGUCCUUUAGCCAUAUCUGCCGCAAGGAUAGUUAAACGUGUUUUUGCUAAUGACUUAAAUCCCUAUGCAGUUGAGUAUCUGGAAAGAAAUAGUGUUCUAAAUAAACUUGAGAAGAAGAUUAAGGUCUUCAACAUGGAUGGAAGAAGGCUCAUUAAGUCUCUGUAUGCCAGUGAUAUAUCGCAGUCCAUCACACAAGUGAUCAUGAACUUACCAAGUGAAGCUGCAGAAUUUCUAGAUGCAUUUCGAGGAAUAUACAAAAAUAGACCCAAGGAUGGGGAAUAUACUUUUCCAAGGAUCCAUGUUUAUGGAUUCUCCAAAGCGCGAGAUCCAGAAUUUGAUUUUCACGAGAGAAUAAGAAUUGCGCUGGUAGAAGUAGAAGUCAGCGUAGACAUGCGACGGGUACGACUUGUUGCUCCUGGAAAAUGGAUGCUGUGCGCAUCAUUUAUUCUCCCUAAAAGUGUAGCAUUUGCUAAUUCCACAAUUGAUACCUAA
Sphenostylis stenocarpa is the source of this 549-nucleotide messenger RNA. Lineage: Eukaryota; Viridiplantae; Streptophyta; Magnoliopsida; Fabales; Fabaceae. The record is from the annotation of a GenBank genome assembly.